Gasterosteus aculeatus aculeatus (three-spined stickleback) is the source of this 4629-nucleotide messenger RNA. It is a transcript of the gene osbp2a, whose product is annotated as oxysterol binding protein 2a. The record is from RefSeq and is a predicted model, not a curated record. Gene Ontology annotation, molecular function: cholesterol binding. Gene Ontology annotation, cellular component: cytosol; perinuclear endoplasmic reticulum; plasma membrane. NCBI's taxonomy places the organism in Eukaryota, Metazoa, Chordata, Actinopteri, Perciformes, Gasterosteidae.
AUAUGCUACAAUCCUGUGAUAAAGACGUCAUGAUCUCUCUCUCUCACACAUCAAACGUUACAGGCUUUACUACGCCACGCAUUCACAAUGCUACAGGCGCGUCCGUUAUAGCGUAUCAUGUAUAAUAAUGUGGUUGUUAUUUGAUGUUAUUUGCAUCCACGUAGGUAUUUUUAAAACCACCUCAGGGAAGAGAGGGCGACCCUGACAUAGCUUCCCCGAACAGCUGCAAGCUAGCUUAGCUAACGUUAGUUAACCGAACAGCUACAAGCUAGCCGCAGCUUUAGCUGUAGCUUAGCUAGCCGCACAGCUACAAGCUAGCUAUAGCUUUAGGUUAGCCAGCCGCACAGCUACAAGCUAGCUAUAGCUUUAGCUUAGCUAGCCGCAGCUUUAGCUUAGCUAGCCGCACAGCUGUUGACAGGCGUCACCGACUCCAUCCAUUCCUGCAAGAGGAGGAGGAGGCGGAGGAGGAAGAGGGGGGUAACUGAGCCGGACCCGAGAGGAGCAAAUGAACGAGCUGGUGAGGACUUUGCCCUCCCCGACUUUACCGGGGCUCCAGCUGCCGUGUUUGAACACCGGUAACUACAAAGGCUGGCUCUAUAAAUGGACCAACUACCUGAAGGGUUACCAGCGGCGCUGGUUCGUCCUCAGCAAUGGCCUGCUGUCCUACUACAGGACUCAGGCGGAGAUGGCUCACACCUGCCGUGGCACCAUUCCCUUGGCAACGGCACACAUCGAGGUGGGUGACACCUGUCACCUGGUGUUAACCAGCGGAGGCCGAAGCUACCACCUGAAGGCCACCUCUGAGGGAGAGUGUCAGCGAUGGGUCUCUGCCCUGCAGCAAGCUCGGGCCAAUUCCACUCUGCUGAUGCACCACUCAGACGACUCGGGAGAUGAAGGGCCCAUACCUCAGGAGGACCGAGCCCUGACCCAAGGGGUGCUCAAGACUCUGGCCAGCAAGCUAGACGACCUGAGCACCUGCAAUGAGCUGAUAGGAAAGCACGGCGCCGCCCUCCAGCGCUCCCUCAGCGAACUCGAGGAACUGCGCGGAUCCGCCGACGGCACAGACCGAGUCAAAGCCGUUAAUGAGCGAGCGACCCUCUUCCGAAUCACCUCCAAUGCUAUGAUCAAUGCUUGUCGUGACUUUCUCGAUGUAGCAGAAUCUCACGGCCGAAAGUGGCAAAAGACCCUGCAGUAUGAGAGGGAGCAGCGUCACCAUCUGGAGGAGACCAUCGAGCAGUUGGCCAAACAGCACAACAACUUAGAGCGAGCGUGGAGGGAGAACCCCACUUCAUACACAGGAGUGGAGCGGUCUCAGGAGGGGGACGCGAGUGAUGAGAAUGACGAGGCAGAGUUCUUCGAUGCGAUGGAGGACUCUCCUGCAUUCAUAACUGUGACUGCUAGCGGCGCCAUACAGCACAAGCGCUCGGGGAGUAAUCAGAGUAUGAUGAGCGGAGGAAUGUCCAAUGACUGGACUCACAAUGAGAAUGACACGUCGGGCACAAACCACAUGCAGCUACGGAGAACAAGGCGCAGCCGCAUUCCCGACAAGCCGAACUACUCCCUGAACCUGUGGAGCAUCAUGAAGAACUGCAUUGGCAAAGACCUGUCCAAGAUACCCAUGCCGGUGAACUUCAACGAGCCGCUGUCGAUGCUGCAGCGCCUGACGGAGGAUCUGGAGUACAGCGAGCUUCUGGACCGGGCGUCUCGCUGUCACUCCUCCCUGGAGCAAAUGUGUCUGGUGGCGGCCUUCUCCGUCUCCUCCUACUCCACUACGGUCCACCGCACGGCCAAGCCCUUCAACCCGCUGCUGGGGGAGACUUACGAGCUGGACCGACUGGAGGAGUACGGUUAUCGCUCCAUCUCUGAGCAGGUCAGUCACCACCCACCGGCUGCGGCCCACCACGUGACGUCACAGCGAGGUUGGACCCUGUGGCAGCACAUCACUAUCGACAGCAAGUUUAGAGGGAAAUAUAUCUCGGUCGUGCCAUUGGGAAACAUUCACCUGGUGUUCCACGCGAGCGGAAACCAUUACGUGUGGAGCAAAGUCACUUCAACGGUGCACAACAUUAUCGUGGGGAAGCUGUGGAUUGAUCAGUCUGGGGACAUUGACAUCGUCAACAACACUACCAAGGACACCUGCCGUCUCAAAUUCUGCCCCUACAGCUACUUCUCCAGAGACGUCCCCCGUAAAGUGACCGGAGUGAUCGAGGACAGAGACGGCACAGCCCAUUACAUUCUGUCGGGGACCUGGGACGACAAGAUGGAGAGUGCCAAGAUAGUGGACAGCAGCCAAGGAUGCGGAGGCUCCGAGGGCAAACAAAAGACGGUUUAUCAGACUCUUCAGCCCAAACUGUUGUGGAAGAAGUACCCUCUUCCAGAUAAUGCAGAAAACAUGCACUAUUUCUCCUCCUUGGCUCUGACUCUCAACGAGCAGGAGGACGGCAUCGCGCCCACCGACAGCCGCCUGCGGCCGGACCAGCGGCUGAUGGAGGCGGGCGUGUGGGACGAGGCGAACACCCACAAGCAGCGUCUGGAGGAGUGUCAGAGGCUGGAGAGGAAGAAAAGGGAGGCGCAAGCUAGUCAGGCCUUGGAGGAAGGCCUCUGUGUCACCAGGGCAAGACAUCGAGAGUUACCGGCCACUGUGGUUUGAGAAGAGGGCAGAUGACACCACGGGAGAAAGUACAUACGUCUACCGGGGUGGCUACUGGGAGGCCAAAGAAACACAGGACUGGAGCCAAUGCCCCGAGAUCUUCUAGGGAAAACCUCCCAACCAUCCACCACCAUCAAACAUUCCUCCUAAUGUAAGGAUACUCUGUGCCAUGUAGUCACGAUUGUGUGCGUGUGUGUGUGUGUGUGUGACACAAAACAAGCUCCCCGGUAAUCAUCUACUCUCUUCUGCUCUGCUCUAGCUCCUCUAUUCAGAACGCAUGGCCUCAUUUUACGUGUGCGCCGUGUGACUGCUUAUUCAGCACCACCAAAAGACCGAUUCAAGGGAGCACAUUGAGUUCUUCUGUGUGUGUGUGUGUGUGUGUGUGUGUACCUGAAUCAUUGACUUUCUAGGCUUCGUAGAAAGCAAUACGAACACACAUUGCAUUGGGUGUGUACGGGGGAUGACUCGGGGUGAGGAGUGCUGUGGUACAAGCACGGAAUGUUCUCCUCAAAGCGGAGAGAGACACACCCGGCUUUGGAAAGACUGUGGCGGGACGACGCAUCCUUCUGCACGUAAAGACUUUUUGACAGCAGAAGUUCAUUUACUCAACAGCCCCCCCCCUCCCCUCACCCCCACCCCCUAUUUUUUUUACUGUUGCCCAAACUGUAAAUCUUGAAGGACUGAGCAUUUGUCCAGUCUGCCUUCGCAGGAUCUUGAAAUUGUUUGCAUUAAAGGAGCACUCCACUAUUUACUAGUGUGAAGACUAGUUUCUCUUAACUGCUGGAGUUAAGAGAAAAGCACUAAUCUCAACUGGAGUUUGGAACGUCAAGCAAGCUUGGAGGGUCUUACUGGGGACAUUACUGACUUGUAUUAUGGGAAAUGUAGUAUCUUUUUUUUUUACUUUUGGAGCUUUACUCAUUACCAAGGACUAAAAGUGAGGACGUCUUGACCUCUGCUGUAUCUGUUUUGACCACUGUCUUUUAAAUUUGUCCCUCAUAAGUCUCCCACACUUGAUGGAACAGGAGAUCACUGCAGUACCACUCAAGUACAAGUCUGCUUAGCCUGGGUGAUGUACUACAGCAAGAGUCGUUUUUAUUCUAUUCCAAUUGUAUUCAAACGAUCAGGGCUCAUCAUCUUGAUGAAUAGCAGCGAAGGUGUUUCGCUGUGUUAAAGAAUUGCUUUAUUUGAAUAUGUCAGCAAUAAUUAAAUUGCACACAAUGUCACUUGAGAAGAAAAUACUUUUUUAGGUAGAAAAUGUUUUGGUGACAAAAUUCCAUUAGCUAAAUGAUAAUUAUGUUAAGAAAAGGAAAUAUCAUCCAUACACAUCAAUCGAGGACCAGAAAAGUAAUUGAAAAGAAGACAUAUUCUGGUGUGUGUGCUUGUGUGUACAUUAAGAGUAAAUUGACAUACAAAACAGAUAUCAACCUACUUCUAUAUAGUUUUAAGCUUGUUGUGUAUUAUAAUAGAGCAAGAGCCACAUGUAGAAUUGCCUGGCUGCUGUCGGCCUGUAUAUUGCGAGACUAUGUUAGAAAUAGAAUUGCCUAAUGUAAGAAAUUAUUGUUUCACAUUACUUGAACAUUCACUUUGUGGGCAGUACUCAAACUAUGUGUGUGUGUGUGUGUGUGUGUGUGUAUAAGGUUAAAUGGAGUCGAGAUUGUAUACCUGUUAGUGAGAUGUUAGGGGAAUGAAGUUAUGAAUAUGACAUUGAUGAUGCAGAUAAGGUAUUGUCUAAGUAAAGCACAAUGUAAUGUUCCACUGCAGGUAAUGAUACAUGCAACAUAAUCCUAAAGGUUUCCAUGGCAACACAUAGCUAUGCAUGGUUUUAGAGUGCUUAAGCACUUCUGUAGUGGAAAGCCUCUUCACCCAGCUCGUAGUUUGUAGACACUUUCUGAAACACGAUGUGAACUCACCUUCUGUGCCCAAUGAGCCCCUAAAUAUCAGAUUUUUGAGCUCAAAUAAAAACAUAACUGACAAGCUGA